Messenger RNA from Thunnus maccoyii (southern bluefin tuna), 6018 nucleotides. It is a transcript of the gene dnajc14, whose product is annotated as DnaJ (Hsp40) homolog, subfamily C, member 14. The transcript has 8 exons. Bases 398 to 2428 code for a protein of 676 amino acids. Gene Ontology annotation, molecular function: dopamine receptor binding. Lineage: Eukaryota; Metazoa; Chordata; Actinopteri; Scombriformes; Scombridae. The record is from RefSeq and is a predicted model, not a curated record.
AGAAAUUGGAAGAAAGUGGGAAAAGGAGCAGGAGAAGAAGAAGUGGCUUAAAAAAAAACAACACGGACACUUGGCUGUCUGUGAACAAACAAGGUUACACAGUUAUCUGACAGGGCCAGUUCAACAGACAGGAUUGACCGUGCUGUGAUGGCUGGUUUUCCGUUUUUGAUCGGUCUUAAAAGAUAUCUACCAGAUCCACAAUGUGAGCUGCAUAAAACCCUUCUGACACCCUGAAGCGGCUGCUGAUAUGGUGGACCUGAGACAGACCCUCAGGAGCCCCCAGCCUCACUUUUUUAUGAGAGUCUGGGGAAAAUGUUGCCACAGAUUAUGGAUUUAGGAUAUCAUCUUCCAUGAGAAUCCAUUUUCACAGCUCUUCAACCAAGUAUCAGUGAGGAACAUGGAGAGAGAAGCAGCUGAGAGGGAGAUGGACGGCGUUACAGACACUGACGAGGAGAUCUCUGAUGGUGAUCCCACUUCAGUGACCAAUUCUAGUCAGUGGGAGGCCAGAGAGACUGAAGAUGACUACAAGGAUCAGGAGGAUGAAACAGCCUAUCUCAAAUCUAACGCUCAGGACACCCCAAACCCAGCCACUCCACAAGACUCUGGAAUAGGUGAAGCAGAGUACUGUGGCUCGCCAGAGGCCAAAGAGGAUACCGAGGAGGUUUCAGAUGGAUUGGAGCAUGAGGGCGCUGAAGGUCAUGAGGACUCGCAGGUUAUAAAUCAAGAGGAGGAUGAAGCUGCAAAGGAACAGCAAAUGAACGGGGAGUCUGUUUGGAGGAGCGGGGGAGCUGGACGGAGGUGCAAACUGAGGAGCAGUGGAUCAAUUUCAGAGCAAAGCAGUCAGAGUUCAUCCAGUGCUUUUUCAUCUUCCUCCUUUCAAAAAGGCAAUGUUGCGUCGAGCGGCGGCAGGCACAAGCAGACCCGCAGACGUAACCACCACCACCAUCAGCAGAGCCGGGGCCGCCGGCGGACGGGCAACCAGCUUGUCUUAGCUUUCAAGGAAAUGCUGUCAGAGUCUCUCAGCUUCUGGUGCAUCUCCUGCGUCCACAUGAUGAUUGAGAUUAUUGUCACAUUAACUCAUAAUUGUGGAGUCGGUGUGGAGACUGGAGGGGUGAAACUUUACAACUUUGGGCAGCAGCUAUUUGUAAAGAUCACAGAUAUACCAGGAUUGAAGGCAGAUGCUAGUCGGAUUUUGAAAUGGACUAAAUGCACUGGAGCAGACCUGGCGGAUAAAACUGUUAGGUCAGUCAAGUGGGUAAAGACAGCUGCCUUAUCUAGUUUCAGACUUUUCUGUGCUUUGGUUAUUCUCGGGUCCCAGUGGCUAAAGGGUGCUUUAGCCCGGCUCGGUGGAGAGAGGGGCAAACGCUAUUGGACAGCUUUUCAGGAAUCAAGGUUUUGGAACAGGGUGGUGUUCUUUCUGGAGAGAGUUCGGAGCCGGUUCAGUAGGGAUGGCCACACACAACCGUCCACCCCUGAAUCACCAGGCAGAGCAGGGAGAAGCCAGCCAGGCCAGGAGCUGGAAAGACUGCUGGCGUUGGCUGAGGUCCCAGAAGAUGAGCUUGACCCCUUUACAGUGCUCGGCGUGGAGGUCCAUGCGACUGAGACCGAGCUGAAGAAGGCCUACAGACAGCUGGCUGUCCAGGUCCAUCCAGACAAGAAUAAACACCCACGAGCUGGAGAGGCAUUCAAAGUACUGAGGGCUGCCUGGGAUAUUGUCAGUAACCCUGAGACACGACGAGAGUAUGAGUUGAAGCGCAUGGCGGCAACUGAGCUCUCCAAGUCCAUGAAUGAGUUUCUCACUAAACUGCAGGAUGACCUGAAGGAAGCCAUGAACACAAUGAUGUGUACCAAGUGUGAAGGCAAGCACAAGCGGUUCGAGAUGGAUCGUGAACCUGCUGAGGCCCGCUUCUGUGCUGAAUGCAACCGUUGCCAUAGCGCUGAGGAGGGGGACCUGUGGGCGGAGUCUAGCAUGUUGGGCCUACGCAUCACGUACUUUGCCUGUAUGGAUGGCAAAGUCUACGAUAUUACAGAGUGGGCAGGUUGCCAAAGAAUAGGCAUUUCUCCCGACACACACCGUGUGCCGUAUCACAUCUCCUUUGGUUCAAAGAACAACAGCAACGCCACACGACACAGGACGCCCUCAGAGCACGCCACAGGUCCAACCAACCCUGCAGACUUGCAGGACUUCUUCAACCGCAUCUUCAAAGGAGGACCUCCUAAUGACAUGGCUGCCAACGGGGGCUUCUUCCCCUCAGGUCCACCCCCUCAUCACCCACCUGGUGCCGGAGCGCCCCCGUUCUCCCCUCCGCCAAGCCAGACGGGUUUCUACAUGCCGGGGGGUCAACGGCCAGAGUCCAGCGAAACGUGGGCUGAAAGUGGCAAACCGCCCAGAAGGAGGAAGAAGGUCCGCAAACCCUUCCAGAGGUGAAGUCUGCUGACUUCUCAGUGCAACAACUUAGCAACACAGGGACACAAUAAGUAACGGCCAUGUUUGUCUUUCGCCUGCCUGUUGGCAUGCCAAGAAGGCUGCGGUCAGAUCGGUCAGAGGAGAGAGAGACUGGAUCAAGAGGAGGAGCCGGUUCACUGAGUCUGGGUAUUGAAGGAGGGUUUAAGAGGUGGCAGUGACGGUGCUUUACCUCUCAGUUCACCUUACUGUUUGUUUGUCUUUGAGACAACUGUAGCCUUGGCAUUGAAAUCCUCAUCAGGAUGCUGUAAUGAAACGUUUUCCUUUCAUAAUUUCCUGCCAAAUCCUGCGAUGCAUGAUUUAUUCACCUGCAUUUUAUCACUUCAGUUCUCUCACUUUUGUUGUUAAUGUUUUGUGUAAGGUUAGUUUAAGACGUUGGAAGUGACAGAUUUAUGGAGCACCAUAAUCAACAUGAAGAAUAUAAUGAUCCGGGCAGCUUCACUGUGUCAUUGUUACUCAUGUUUAGUGGCUUGUGGAUCUGCUUCCAGAUCCAAGAAUAAAUCCAAACCAGCCGACUCAGCUAAAUUAACAAAAACAUCAGACUUGCUGAAAUGUGAAGUAUUUUUUACCAUCUGCAGAGUCAUUUCUGUACACAAAGCAGCACAUUUUGAAAGGCUGCCACGGUUCUGUUGUUAAAUUGGUCUGAGAGUGACCUGUUUUCCCAGGAAUAUCAGUGGUGUGGUUCUCUGGUAGUAACCGUGCAGACAGCAAGAGAAGGCAAAACAACAUUUCUGUAUACAAACCUCAGUGGACGUCACAUGCAGUCAACCUCCAGCAUUAAGGAUCCAUUGAGACAACUGGCAUUUAUUUUUCCUACUACUUUGCAUUCAUAUAAAAUAUAACAACUGGAUUUUUCUAUAGUGGAGAAAUGACAAAUUCAAAGAAACGGUUCAUUUUCAGUGUUUAGAUAUUACAAAACCUCUAAAAAGGAAAAAUAUUCAGUUCCAGUUAUUACUUCAAAAUCUGGCCUUGUCACAUCUGUUCUCUCAGACUCAGUUAUACUAGAACUGUAUUUGUGUCAUCAUUACCAGAGAAUCACAUCUGCUUAGUGAGACGCAUCACAAAAGAAGAUAGUCUUUAAAUGAUAGGCAGGAGAAGUUUGAUUUGAACAUCUUGGACGAGGCGAAGGUGAACCUGUGAUGUAAUCGAGAUGUAAAAUCUAGACAUGAACAAGUAAAACUAAUAGAAGGGCUUAUUUUGUUGUGAGAUACACUGAUACAAACGUGCUAAAUCUGCUUGCUGUUCAUUGUUUCAGCUCCAGAUUGACGAUAAUUACAUCGCAGGUUCAAGUGUAACAGCAGAGAUUAGUUCAGUGGUGAUCUUUAAUGUUGAACCCCGGUCGAGCUGCAUUGAGAAGUGAUGCCUUGACAUUUUGAAAUGUUGCUAUUUUUCUCCACCAGGGUUUAAAAGAUGCAGUAGGAUUGAGCCUGUACUGUCCCCUGUUGAUCUACUGUAUAACUACACAUCUGCCUUCUGAUGUUUCAUUGAACAUGUCACAGCUGAUUGACAAAGUUUAACAGUUGAGAGCCACCUGAGUCUUAAAUUAAUUGAUGCUAAGUUGACAUAAAAAAUUGUGCUUAUGUUCAAAUAUUUAAGCAGUUGAACUGAAUUUAAACUUGCAGUGCUGUGUUUUUUUUUUCUAUCAGCACUGUUUCUCUUUUUUGGUCAUUUUGAUCAUUAUGUUAUAGUAUAUAAUGUUGCAGUUGCAACAGCAAAUUAUUAUAGUUGUUCAGGCUGAAAAAAUAUAGCGUUCCAGUUGUCUACAUUUUUACACCAUUUUUCCUUAAGGGUGUUCUUCUGGUUUAGUGCAAUUUUAUGCCAGCUAUGAUGUGUUUGGGCAUUUUAAGCCAUGACUUCUGCACUCAUUACAAAAAACCCUUAAAAAAAAAUUAAUUCAGAAUAGGAGCGCUUCCCCUGAACGAGUACAGCUCAUCACAUUUGUUUCCAGCCAUCCUGCUCACUUAGACUCAAAUUUAUCUUUUUUCUAAGCUGUGGUCUCCUCUAUUUUGGCUCCUGGCUGCCUGUAAUUAAAGAAAAACUUCCACCUGGGCAGAAUUCAGCUUUCAAAAUGUCAAUGUCACACAUAAACAGAAAAUCUAUUUAAGGGCAAACAAUUGAUUUCCUCUUUCUGUUCCCUGCAUAGCAGUAUGUAACAACAUGAAGCAGUCUCAAAACUAAUAACUGGUUAUAUAUCGGGUUUGGUUUCUUGAUAUGGUUCUUGCAUAGAAAUGACAUUGUUAUUUUUCAGCGUAGGUUAAUUUAAGAAAAGUUAUUGUUUACACCUGAUAUGUGAAGAUUGUGAGAGUGUAGUGAAACGGCAAUUCUUGUGUGAUAAGGCAAUUGAUAGCAGCUAUUUUUUUUUAUAUUGACUUUUUUUUUUUUUUUUGGUUCUUUUGUGUUAAUUUGCACACCCACCCCAGUUAUAACAUCAGAGGGCUUUUGAACAGUCAUCAGUGAUUUAUCCUGAACCAGACUCCUCCAGCUGCAGCUGAGUAGGAGGUGUAGCUCACUCGGAUAACAGCACAUUUGCAAAUCAAGUUUGUUUUUUUUUUUGUUUGUUUUUUUUUGGUAGAAUUAGAAGUUUAAAAGGAGUGACAAAUUUUCAAAACCAUAAUUUGAUUUGCAUGACCGGUUACCACUCUGGAGAAAUGCCCAAGUAUCAGAAACAUUAUAUGGCAUUGUGAUGCAUAAAUGUGAGUUUGUGUGGUAGCUUUAUAAAGGUGAGCCUUUGUUGUCCAUUUAAGCAGGACCUUAAGUUUGCCAUGUUUCUCUUUAUGUGUCAAAUUGCUUUUUUUCCCUCCUGUAUCUAUUUGACCAUUUUCCCAGACAUGGAUCAAGCAGUUGUGAACUAAAAUUGGACUAAGAAUUGAUCAAAUUAAGGUAAAAAUAUUCCUGAAUUUAGGUUUUUCUGAUAAGGACUAUUUGGUAGUUUAAAGAUUAAAAAGCAAUGCCAGAGCCUUGAAGGCUCCUCAGUGGGGUACUGGUUAAAUUCAGAUUUACUGGUGGCAGAAUGAGAUAAAUCCAGAAAAAUGACUUGGAUUAGUAUCGCUUUUUAGUACAUUUAUUAAAGAUUUGUUUUCAAUUUGUGCAAUUUUUCUUCUUACAUACUCAUUAAGGCCUUGUUCUUAUCCGCAUUUUUUAGACAGUUUUUGUACCAUGAUAUAACUGUCAAAGACUUCCUUCACUCCGUGUCUAGGAAACUGGACCCACAGCUGUAACCACGAUAAGCAGAGCGCGUUGUUUUCCACACGUCCACCUUGACUUGAGAAUGUACAGUGCUGUAUGUUAAAAAGGUAGCAGUUCGAAGUCCAAGAAGUCAAUGGAAGAGCCAACACUUCAGUUGUUUUUUGGUUUUUUUUUGUGUUUUCAUUUAAAGUUUUUUAACAGAAUAUGCAGAAAUAUUGCAAAAAAUAUCUGACAAUCAUCAGGGUUUUUCGUAGGGAGUUAUGAGGCGAGUUCCCUGGCUGGCAAAACAGUUUUAAGAUUUCACUGUUGGGUUUCUUUCCCCCGCUUUCUCUGGUUUUCAAAAUAAAGAUGAUUUCCUAUAUGCACAA